This is a messenger RNA of Gekko japonicus, 5088 nucleotides long. RefSeq names its product myosin IIIA (gene MYO3A). Gene Ontology annotation, biological process: protein phosphorylation. Gene Ontology annotation, molecular function: cytoskeletal motor activity; ATP binding; protein binding. Gene Ontology annotation, cellular component: myosin complex. The record is from RefSeq and is a predicted model, not a curated record. NCBI's taxonomy places the organism in Eukaryota, Metazoa, Chordata, Lepidosauria, Squamata, Gekkonidae. Bases 1 to 5088 code for a protein of 1695 amino acids. The transcript is spliced from 35 exons.
AUGAUGCCCUUAACUGGCAAAACAGUAUCAUUUGAUAGCUUUCCCGAUCCUUCGGAUACCUGGGAAAUAACUGAGACUAUCGGCAAAGGAACGUAUGGCAAAGUUUUUAAGGUAUUCAACAAGAAAAAUGGGAGCAAAGCAGCGGUCAAAAUCUUGGAUCCGGUUCACGACAUCGAUGAGGAGAUCGAGGCUGAAUACAACAUCUUGAAAGCGCUCUCUGACCAUCCAAAUGUAGUGAAGUUUUAUGGGCUUUACUACAAAAAGGAUCCGAAGGAUGGGGAUCAGCUCUGGCUGGUGCUGGAGUUAUGCAAUGGAGGUUCUGUGACUGACCUGGUGAAAGGAUUUUUAAAGAGAGGCGAAAGGAUGAGUGAAGUUCUGGUUGCUUACAUUUUACAUGAAGCACUCAUGGGACUUCAGCACUUGCACAAAAACAAAACCAUCCACCGUGAUAUCAAAGGAAAUAAUAUUCUGUUGACCACUGAAGGAGGUGUUAAACUUGUGGAUUUUGGUGUAUCUGCUCAGCUGACCAGUACUCGCCUUCGCCGGAAUACGUCUGUAGGAACUCCCUUUUGGAUGGCACCUGAGGUGAUUGCCUGUGAGCAGCAGCUGGAUAGUUCCUAUGAUGCCAGGUGUGAUGCGUGGUCACUAGGUAUCACCGCUAUAGAGUUAGGGGAUGGAGACCCACCCUUGGCUGAUUUGCAUCCUAUGAGAGCCCUUUUCAAAAUACCAAGAAACCCACCUCCGACCUUACGGCAGCCGGAGCUGUGGUCACCUGAAUUCAAUGACUUUAUCAGCAAGUGCUUGACCAAAGAUUAUGAGAAACGCCCAACAGUGAGUGACCUGUUGCAGCACGAGUUUGUGAAGCAGGUCGAGGGGAAGGAGAACAUCCUGCAAAUGCAGCUGAUGGAAUUCAUUGAUGUUCAUCAGCAAAUGGGAGUCACAGAAAAAGCAAGAUUUGAGCGUAUUCAUACCAAGAAGGGGAAUUAUAACAGGUCUCCUGUGGCAAAUCAGGAAGAUGUAGAUGAUUUGGCAAUGUUGGAAGUACUAGAUGAGAAUACAGUAACAGAGCAACUGCAGAAGAGCUACGCCAGGGACCAGAUAUAUGCCUACGUGGGAGAUAUUCUCAUUGCAAUCAAUCCUUUUCGAAACUUAGACCUUUAUUCUACAAAGCAUUCCAAACUGUACAUCGGGGCCAAACGGACAGCAAAUCCACCUCACAUUUUUGCUAUCGCUGACAUUGCAUACCAGUCCAUGGUCACGUACAACUCAGAUCAGUGUAUUGUCAUUUCUGGAGAAAGUGGAGCAGGGAAGACCCAAAGUGCCCAUCUUCUGGGUCAGCAGCUUACGAUUCUUGGAAGGGCUAAUAACAGGACACUUCAAGAAAAGAUUCUUCAAGUCAAUAAUCUGGUGGAGGCUUUUGGAAAUGCGGGCACUAUAAUUAAUGACAAUUCCAGCAGAUUUGGGAAGUAUCUAGAAAUGAAGUUCACUUCCAGUGGAACAGUUGUGAGUGCUCAGAUUUCAGAGUAUCUCCUAGAAAAGUCCAGAGUCAUCCAUCAAGCUGUAGGUGAGAAGAAUUUCCACAUUUUUUACUACAUCUAUGCUGGUUUGGCAGAGAAGAAGAAACUAGCACAUUAUAAAUUACCAGAAAAUAAGCCUCCCAGGUAUCUGCAGAAUGAACUCCUUAGAACGGUACAAGAUUUUAUGAACAAUAGUUUCUAUAAGUCCCAAUUUGAAUUAAUUGAACAGUGCUUCAAAGUGAUUGGCUUUACGAUGGAGGAACUAGGGAGCGUGUACAGCAUACUUGCUGCCAUUUUAAAUGUGGGCAAUAUUGAAUUCUCAUCAGUGGUAACUGAGCACAUGAUUGACAAGAGCAUCAUUUCCAAUCCUACACCUCUUGAGAACUCUGCUUCCUUGCUGUGCAUUCAGGCAGAUGAAUUGCAAGAAGCUCUCACCUCGCAUUGUGUGGUGGCCCGAGGGGAAACCAUCAUACGCCCCAAUACGAUGGAAAAGGCAACAGACGUAAGGGAUGCCACAGCCAAAGCACUCUAUGGGCGUCUCUUUAGUUGGAUAGUCAACCGUAUCAACGCACUGCUCAAGCCAGAUACAUGUCUAAAUGGAAGUGAUGAGGGACUGAACAUUGGGAUUCUUGAUAUCUUUGGGUUUGAAAACUUCAAGAAAAAUUCUUUUGAGCAGCUCUGCAUCAACAUUGCCAACGAGCAGAUCCAGUUCUACUUCAAUCAGCACGUUUUUGCAUGGGAACAGAAUGAAUACCUGUAUGAAGGCGUUGAUGCCCGAGUUAUUGAGUAUGAGGACAACAGGCCUUUACUGGAUAUGUUCCUCCAGAAACCAAUGGGCUUAUUGUCUCUCCUUGAUGAGGAAAGCCGUUUUCCUCGAGCCACUGAUCAAACACUUGUGGAAAAAUUUGAAGACAACUUGAAGUCAAAAUAUUUCUGGAGGCCAAAGAGAGUAGACUUGGCAUUUGGGAUUUACCAUUAUGCUGGAAAGGUUCUGUAUAACGCCGGCGGAUUCUUAGCUAAAAACAGGGACACCUUGCCAGCCGACAUUGUACUGCUGUUGCGAUCUUCAGAAAAUUAUUUGACCAGGCAGCUGGUAAUCCACCCACUAACAAAAAUAGGUAAUUUGGCACACAGUAAAAGCAAGACUGCGAUAAACUACCAGAUGUGGACUCCUCAGAAAUCCAUCAGCCAAACUAAGCUGGAUAUCUUUGUGUUGUGCAAUUCGUAUUCCUUCCGUGAGAGUGAGCCUGAAGAUACCACACAUCACCCUCGAGAAACAACCAAUAUGAAAACACAGACAGUUGCUUCAUAUUUUAGAUAUUCACUAAUGGAUUUAUUAUCUAAGAUGGUGGUUGGCCAACCUCACUUUGUCCGUUGCAUUAAGCCAAACAAUGAUCGACAGGCAAACAAGUAUGACAAGGAGAAGGUAUUGGUACAGCUGCGCUACACUGGAAUUCUUGAAACCGCACGAAUUCGGAGACAGGGUUAUUCUCAUCGUAUUCUCUUUGCUAACUUCAUAAAACGAUAUUAUAUCCUGUGUUACAAAUCGAGUGACAACCCUCCCGUAAGCCCUGAAACGUGUGCGGCCAUCUUGGAAAAAGCCCAGCUUGAUAACUGGAUACUUGGGAAAACUAAGGUGUUCCUCAAAUAUUACCAUGUGGAGCAGCUAAAUUUAAUGCAGAAGGAGACAAUCAACAGGAUUGUUCUGAUUCAAGCAUAUGUCAGAGGGUGGCUUGGUUCAAAGAGAUACAAAAAGCUAAAGGAGAAAAGAGAAGAAAGUGCAGUCAAAAUACAAUCAGCUUACAGGGGUUAUGCUGCUCGUAAAGACUACACCUAUGCCAUGAAUGAAUCGAAAAUGGAAAUGCGUCUCACCAGACUUCAGGCUGUUGGAAGAGGAUACUUAAUCAGGAAGAAAGUUAAAGAAAUAAAGGAUGCAAAUAACAAAGCUGCAACAACAAUCCAAUCACAUUACAGGGGGUUCAAGGAGAGGAAGAGCUUCAAGAGGAAAAGGGAAUCAUUUCUCAAGAAGGAACAGGCUGGAAUAGCAGCUGCUGAGAGUGAAAAGAAAAAAGAUGAACCAAAAGCAGAAGUGGGUGCAGCUAUUGAGCAGAUUUCUCCAGAGGUUGAGGGCAGUACAGCUGUUGAUCAGAGCUCUUCUCCAGAGGCUGGGGACAGUUCAGCUGUAGAGCAGAGCUCUUCUCCUCAAACUGAAGAGGAAGCUGCUAUUAUCCUUCAGUGUAACUACCGGGGUUACAGAGAACGUAAAAAGGUGAAAGAAGAGUGCAAGAAAAAGGCAGAGAAGCAGCCAUCCACAAAGCAAAGCUUCAAAGAAGCCAAAAAGAGCAUUCAGAAUAAAGUACAGGGUGCAGAUCAAAAUGAUGCUGCUGCUGCCCAUGUUCCAAGCAUCUCCCAUGAUAACUUGGACAGGAAGACAUCUGUGGAAGACAAAGAGAUACUCCCCCCAACAGGAAAGUCAUCAAUGAAACAAAAGCCUCCAAGAGAGCUUUCAGAGGAAGACAAAAACCAGGCCAAUUCAAGUCACCUGCCUCAGAAAGCAUCCAUCAAAAAGGCAAACCAAUUGAGCAAACAGAUACCUCUGGAGAUAAGUGGCACAGAUGAGAAAACCCAUGCUGCCAUUGUUACCCAAGACAGCCACAUGGAAAGAGGUUCUCUGAAACAUGGCAGGAUAAUUCCCUGUGAAAACAAAGGCUGUGUAAGGAAAGGCUCCAUGAGGGGCUCUCAGAAACAUACUGAAGCCAGCAAGCAAAGCUUGGCAGACAAAGAGAAGGCAGCGUUAGUCAUUCAGAGUAAUUACCGAGGGUACCGGAAAAGAGGGCAGCUCAAAAAAGAAGGGAAAUUGCCUUGUGGAAACCAAGAGGGAAAAGGAGGAGGGCACAGUCAGAAUCUUGGUUCUAAAUCGGUGAAAGAGAGGCGAAGCUCCAGUGCUCACGCAGAAGGCCAUAAGAAUAUUUUAAAAGAUGGUGCCGAGAAAGAGAAGUCUGAUUUGGCAGCCUUCUCAAGGCAGAUAUCCAAAUUAUCAGAGGACUAUUUGCUGCUGCAGCAGAAGCUGAACGAAAUGAUCUUAUCACACCAGCUGAGGCCUGUGAAGCUCUCCAAAGAAAAGCAAAUGAACGGCCACCUUUCUCCUCAUGUGCAUCAACCAGUUGCCUCCAGAGCAGAGGACAACCGCCCUAUACAGAGAACCCCAAGAAGACCUCAGAAACCCAAGACAUUAAACAACCCUGAGGAUUCUACAUAUUACACAUUGCUACAUAAAUCAGUCCUAGAGGAAAAACGGAAACCGAGAAAAAACAGUCUGGGCAAGGUCCUGGAUGUUGAUGAUCCCUACUACCAAGAGCUUUCAUCCAUGGAUUCCACCUCAAAUGACAGUAAUUCCAGCACACGAGGGAACCCACCAAGAGACCCAAAGAGUGCUACAUUGAGGGUUAAUGAAGGGCCAAGGGUCACUGGGAGCCCCUUGGAAGAGAACAAAGGCAAGGAUAAUCCUUACGACUACCAGAAACUGCUAAGGAAAACUUCUCAACGUCGGCGCCUUAUCCAGCAAUACUAG